GUGAAAUUUUAGUGGAAUAAUAACACGUGCAAUAAUGAAGUGCCGGUACUCUAGAACAAAAUAAUAUUAGCUUUAUAAAGCUCGAAUGGACUAGUUAUUUGCAGAUUUAGGGAUGCUAGAGAAAUAAUACGGCUACAUUGAUGAAAAAUAGUAUGACUAUUUAUCUUAAAAAGACCUAAAUGAGAUUUUAACUUACAUUAGUGUUAUAAAAAGUCUAAGCUUGUAUGAUGGCGACAGGUUUGAUAGAGCUCAGAAAUUUUGGAGAUUUUUCAAGUUUGCAUGGUAAUCCAAGCACAUCGUCACAGGGGUUACAAGACAGAGAGGCGCGCCAGAGCAAGAUGAGCGGCAGUACAGUAAUUGAAGACCCAGGAAUUCCACUGGUUGGGAAAGCUAACGGAAAGUUUCGGAGAUACGUCGGAAAUGAGGAUGAUAACGUAACUGGAUCUCCCGGCGAAGUUGCUCACGAUUCCUCCGCGUUUGGUGUAUCAAGCCGAUAUGACAAUAUUGGAUACAAACUAGGAAGGAGAAAACAACUAAUAAAUCGUAGACGAAUGAUUGUGGACAUAGAGUUCAUCAUGGCGUUGUUUGGAAUUGCUCUGAUGCUUGUAGAGACAGAAUGCUUUAUACGCGGGGUCUUUACAAAGACAGACGCGGGCUCGAUUAUUAUCAAAUCUUUGAUAUCGCUGUCGACUGUAGUUCUUCUAGUAGCAAUUAUAUUAUACCAUGCGACGGGUGUGCAGAUUCAGAUGGCUGACAAUAGUUGGGAAGACUGGAGGUUAGCUAUGCAUUUUCCAGUUUCUUAUUUGAAGAUUUUGCUGGAAUUGUUGAUAUGCAGUAUUCAUCCGAUACCAGGUGACAUAAGAGUUCCGGCAUAUGGAGUUGAUGGCCGAUAUCGCAUGGUUUCUCUGGACGCCAUAUUUUCCAUACUUAUGCUCGCGCGGCUUUACUUAAUCGGAAAGUUCACCGUUGUUCACCACCGUCUAUUGACUGACACAUCAACACAAAGCCUUGGGGCAUUGAACAAAGUAAAAAUAAACACAGUAUUUGUUUUCAAGGCUCUUAUGUCCACAAUGCCAGGAACUAUGCUUGUUUCGCUAAUGCUCGCAAUUCUUAUAAUAGGCAGCUGGGCAUUGAGGACCUGUGAAAUAUAUUAUCACCCAGGCUCACCUGAGAGCAGCUAUUUGAAUUCGAUGUGGCUCGUUGCUAUUACUUUUCUCACAAUUGGAUAUGGAGAUUUUACACCAAGCACGUACUGUGGACGAUUUGUCUCUGUCCUUACUGGGCUAAUGGGCGUUGGCACAACUGCUCUUCUUGUAGCUGUUUUAGCUUCCAAAUUAGAACAAAGCAGACCUGAAAAAUACGUUCACAACUUUGUGUCGCGUGUUCAGCUGGAUAAAGUUAGGAAAAAUGCUGCCUCUGAUGUCAUUAAAUAUGCUUUGAGUCUUUGGCGUAUGAAACGUCAAGGUAUAUCCGACGGAACUCGCAGAACACGCGUUUACGGGAAACUUUUACAGUCUAUCUAUACAAUGAGAGAAGCGAAAAAUGAGAAAAUAUCUAUUGGUGAAAGUUCUGUCGGUAUUGUAGAGGUUUCAAAAUCAGUUAAUGAUGUUUUUGAAAUUGUGGAACAGUUACAAGAAGAACAAACAAACCUUCAGACUAGAGUAAUUGACAUUGAAGAAAAGAUUUCAAAUAUUGAUAAAAAGUUAGAUGUUCUAAUUUCGGGAAGUCGAUAAGUAAAACGAAUGCCAUUUUCUAACACUAUGCCCUGUGCUAUAUGCAUUACAACGGUGUGGAAAGAAACUUUAUUGUAAAACUUAUAUUUCAACGUUACAAAAAGUAAACUUAGCGUAGCGUAUUUAUGAGCCAAAACAAGUGAUAUGUCUGUAUUAAUAAUUUAGUGUUGUGGUCUUGGUAUUAGAAUAUAGAAGAUGUGGUUCUGGGAAUUUUCAUAUAUACAUUACGUGUUACAUCAUAUCAGUACGUUUAAUUUCGAGUCUAGAACGUACUGGGUUUUGUUACCCUUUUUUUGGUUUCCCAUGAGAAUAUAUUAGGAGUUCGAAAAGAAAUGGUGCGUUCUAGGAUUGUGGACGUUUAUAACACGUCAAAAUCGCUUUAUUUUCAAGCCAAAGAUAUAUGCUUCAGGAACGCGCCCCUGCUACAAAUCCUUUGCGAGAGAUAUACUAGUAUACGCUUAGAAACCAAGUUCGGACGGAAAGUUAGAGAAAUGACGUUUUAUAAAAAAAGACACAGUAUCCUAUAAGAGUUAAGCUACUUGAAUUAUUCUAAGAUUGACCUUGAAAACAGAGUCAUUUCCAAAUCUGAACAUAAGCCGUAUGUGGUAAACAAUUCUGUUAAAAUGUCGUACUUUCUUUUUUACAACCAUUGUCAUGAUAUUAUUGAGAAGCUUGUUUUAAAAUUGUUAUUUUUGGACGUAUUUAUUAUUUUUGUUUGUUGUACUGUGAAACAUUUACACGGAGUUUAUAUUUUGUUGUCUGUUGAUAUAAUGUAAAAGUAUGUUAUAGUGUGUGUUAAAGAUUUUGUUAAGUAUAUAAACUUGUAUGUAUCAUAACAUAGAAAUAAAUUAGGUCUAAGUUGG
Molecule: messenger RNA, 2596 nt
Organism: Mercenaria mercenaria
Lineage: Eukaryota; Metazoa; Mollusca; Bivalvia; Venerida; Veneridae
Product: small conductance calcium-activated potassium channel protein 2-like
Exons: 2
Coding region: 225-1733 (502 amino acids)
Biological process (GO): potassium ion transmembrane transport
Cellular component (GO): plasma membrane; neuronal cell body; neuron projection
Molecular function (GO): calmodulin binding; small conductance calcium-activated potassium channel activity
Source: RefSeq, a predicted model, not a curated record